GUCACACGGGCCGGAGCGGGCGGCUUGUAAAGUUACGGCUCAGUUAAAAGUCAAACAGAGAAAACACAAACAGGUUUUCGCUACUGGGCGGAUUAACUUCUUCAUUUGAAUAUUAGAAGAAAACGAAGGAACAAUCUGGAUUAAUCCAACUACUGUUUCUAAUGGACUCUAUUUUGGAUUGAAUCGACCGAGGACGAUUUUUGAUGAGAAAAGGACAAACUUCAUUUUAUUAAUAUGACGGGAAUGUUUGUUUAAAACGUCACCGGCACGGGAAUUACAAUUAGGAUGACCGCCGUCAAGAGGAAGGUGCAGCAGGUGCUGUGCGUCCUGCUGCUGCCGUGUGCUCUCCAACUGUGCAGCGCGCAGACAGAAGGAGUUUGUUCCGGCACCCAGAAUGUUCUGAGCACGACGGGAAAUGCAGAUAUCCAGUACAACCUAAUGAAGGAUAUGUACACCGGCUGUGAGAUUGUGAUGGGCAACCUUGAGAUUACCAUGAUGGACCACACCAGAGACUUCUCCUUCCUGCGGUCCAUCAGAGAGGUAACGGGCUACAUCCUGUUUGCCGUCAACGAGUUCAGCCGCAUGCCUCUGGAUCACCUGCGUGUCAUCAGAGGCACCACACUGUAUGAGGAAAAGUACGCGUUGGCUGUGAUGGUCAACUACCAGAAGGGCGGGCUGCUCGGCCUGCAAGAACUGGGCCUGACACACCUCACAGAGAUACUGGAGGGAGGAGUCAAGAUCAUCCAGAAUAAAUACCUGAGCUACGCCCCGCAGGUGAACUGGCAGGACAUAGUGAGGGAUGGAGCAGCUCAUAUAAUGAUUGAGGAAAAUGGGCCUGAGAAGCCUUGUAACGAAGCAUGUGGAGACGUUCCGUGUUGGGGUCCAGGAAAUGACACGUGCCAGAUCUUGACGAAGACUGUGUGUGCUCCUCAGUGUAACGGCCGAUGCUUUGGUAGAAACCCGAGCGAGUGUUGUCACAUUGAGUGUGCCGGAGGCUGCACUGGACCGCUGGAUACAGACUGCUUUGCUUGCAGGAACUUCAACAACUCGGGCGCCUGUGUGCCUCUGUGUCCCCAGACCCUCAUCUACAACAAGCACACAUUCAAACUGGAGCCCAACCCCAACGCCAAGUACCAGUAUGGCUCCAUCUGUGUGGUCCAGUGCCCCACUAACUUUGUGGUGGAUGGCAGCUCAUGUGUGAGUGGCUGUCCGUCUGAUAAGACGGACGUGGAUAAAAACGGAGUGAAAAGAUGUGAACCAUGCGGAGGCCUCUGUCCCAAAACUUGCUACGGCACAGGAGGUCCAACCAGACAAACUGUCGACGCUCUGAACAUCGACAGUUUCAUAAACUGCACUAAGAUCCAGGGCAGUCUGCACUUCCUGGUGACCGGGAUCAAAGGUGAUGAAUACAACGGCGUACCAGCCCUCGAUCCAGAGAAACUGAAAAUCUUCAACACUGUGAGGGAGAUUACAGACAUCCUCAGUAUCCAGUCAUGGCCUGAAAACAUGUCCAACCUGUCAGUCUUCUCCAACCUCCAAACAAUUCAGGGCAGAACACUUUACAAAGGAGUGAGCUCUAGAAGGGGCUACUCUCUUCUGGUGAUGAAGAUCCGCUCUCUGACCUCCCUGGGGUUACGCUCGCUGCGAAACAUAAACGACGGCGGCGUUUACAUCACAGGAAACAAGAAGCUCUGCUACCAUGACACCGUCAACUGGACGCGAAUCUUGACCAGCGGCUCUCGCCCGCAGCGACGCCAGAAGCACAUCGACGUCAAGGAGAACAGGCCAAGAAAUCAGUGUGUUAAUGACGGCCGUGUGUGCGACCCCCUGUGCUCCUCUGAUGGCUGCUGGGGGCCGGGGCCAAACCAGUGUGUGUCCUGUAAGAAAUACAGCAGGGGAGGAACGUGCGUGCCAGACUGCAUGUUCCUAACUGGGGAGAGGCGGGAGUUUGCUACUCGAUCAGGGGAGUGUAUGCCAUGCCACCCUGAGUGUAAGGUCCAGGAGGGGAAGCAGACGUGCACAGGCCCGGGAGCAGAUCAGUGUGUAGCAUGUGCCAGCCUGCAGGACGGUCCACACUGUGUCUCCUCAUGUCCCGAGGGCUUGAUGGGAGGGGAGGAAGUCAUCUUUAAAUACCCCAACACACAAGGCCGCUGUGAACCGUGCCACAUCAACUGCACCCAAGGGUGCUACGGCCCAGGCAUUAGAGACUGUGUGGGGUCAACCCGGUUCGCGAUCUCUGGACAAGCGACCACAGCCAUUGUACUGGGAGUGAUUGCCCUUCUCUUCCUUUCAUUCUCUGUGUUCGUGCUGACUGUUCUGUACCGCCGAGGACUCGCAAUUCGUCGCAAGCGGGCCAUGAGGAGAUACAUGGAGAGCGGAGGGAGUUUUGAGCCCCUGGAACCUGGAGAGAAGGGAUCUAAAGUCCAUGCUCGGAUCCUGAAGCCCUCAGAGCUGCGUAAGAUCAAGCUGUUGGGUAACGGAGUGUUUGGAUCAGUCCAUAAGGGCAUUUGGAUCCCUGAGGGUGAUACAGUGAAGCUUCCUGUGGCCAUAAAGACGAUUCAUGAUCGCACCGGCAGGCAGACCUUCUAUGAGCUGACUGAUCACAUGAUGCUGAUAGGAAGCCUGGACCACAUUAACGUCGUCAGGACCCUGGGUAUCUGUCCUGGUGCCAGCCUGCAGAUCGUCACCCAGCUCAUUAGCCAGGGCUCCCUGCUGGAGCACGUCAGGAACUGCAAGAACAAACUCAGCCCGCAGAGGCUGCUCAACUGGUGUGUUCAGAUCGCAAAGGGUAUGUAUUACCUGGAGGAGAACAGGUUGGUCCACAGAAACCUGGCUGCCAGAAAUGUGCUCCUGAAGAAUAAUUACACCGCCCAGAUCUCAGACUACGGCAUUGCAGACCUACUUUACCCUGAUGACAAGAAGUAUUUUCACAAUGAGGUCAAGACACCAGUCAAAUGGAUGGCCUUAGAGAGCAUCUUGUUUCGCAGAUACACACAUCAGAGUGAUGUCUGGAGUUACGGUGUGACAGUAUGGGAGAUGAUGUCCUAUGGGGCAGAGCCGUACACUACAAUGCGCCCACAGGACGUUCCUGAUCUGCUGGAAAAGGGAGAGCGUCUGUCCCAGCCUCAAAUUUGCACCAUCGAUGUCUACAUGGUGAUGGUCAAGUGCUGGAUGAUUGAUGAGAAUGUCCGUCCAACUUUCAAAGAGCUGGCGAAUGAAUUUACCAGAAUGGCCAGAGACCCACCUCGCUACCUUGUCAUCAAAGAGGACUGCACACAACCUGACUCAGCCCCAGAUGAACUCGUCCAGCGGAGUGCAGACUUGGACGACCUGGAUGACCUAGACAUUGAGCUGGAGGACCAGGGGGAGGAUGUGAUGGAUGGCAUGACUCCAGGCCCCAACUACCUGUCUCAGUCCAAGAGCCUCACUCGCCUCUCCAGAUUGGACACUCCCAGAGUGAUUAUUACUCCAAAUGUGGCUGGAUACCUGCCCAUGACCCCAGGUUUUGACAACCCAGCACAGGCCAUGUGGCAGUCGCGCUCUCGACUGAACUCAGCCCGCACUGUGUCUGAGAGCUCGGAGGGCUGCGGCACGGCAGUGGAGCUGGAGAUGAGCGAGGACUUUUCUCUGGCAGGGAGUCUGAAGAGGCGACGUCAACGUGAGGACAGCGCUUACAUGUCGCAGAGGGACAGCUUGUCUGGCGGGCCAACAGAGACUCCAUCACCAGAGAUGGAGGAAGAGGACCAGAAUGGAUACGUGCUUCCUGGAGACAGCCCAGAGAGAGAUACCCUCCUUUCCUCAUCUCGAGCCGCUCCUGGCAGGAUCAGCAAGUCUCAUUCAUCGGGCCUCCUUGACGACCCAGAUGAAGAAGAAUACGAGUAUAUGAACCGGCAGUUGUGUGUAACACCUGUCUCACCAAGACACAGCAGCCACUGGCUAAAGCCCAACAAGACGCGCACCGCCUCUGUAUCAUCUCAAGCCACGGCAUGCUCAGUUGACACCAUCCCAUCUGUGGAGGUCAGGAGGAGCAAUCACAACUCCGAUUCAGAGCAGCAGGGGUCUAAUGAAGUUCAGUAUGAAUACAUGGACAUCAGGGGUAGCGACAGAGAUGACAGCCCUCCAGUGCCUGACCCUCCUCCUCCUCCGACACCAGCAAGGAUGGGCAGAGAGGUGGAGGAUGACGAUGAGGAAGAGGAGGAUGAAUAUGUGGAGGACAGUAACUAUCAUUACACAAACAGACAGCCAAAGCUGCGUCAAGCUCUUCGAGACAAGAAGGAGCUGAAGAUAGAGGGAAGGGACGAGGGUGAGGCAUAUGAGUAUGAGGACAUGGACUCCUUUGCUGCCCAGCAGCCAAGAGAUGCUGUGGUGUACCAGAACUUGAAGAGGGAGGGGGAGGGAGCAGUCGGGGCCACAGAUGCACAUCGAUCUGGGUUUGAGCCCUAUGUAAAAGUGCGAGCGGGAGUCGGCGUCGGGGAGCCUCCAGCUGGCGACAGAUCUUUUGACAAUCCAGACUACUGGCACAGCAGGAUGUUCCUGAAGCCCAAAGCAGUGCCCACAUGAAGAACAUUUUAAACCUCUGAGACGUAUUCAUGAAGGACCCAAAGCAGGAAAUGCAAUCAAAAGCCAUGUUUAUAAUGUAGCCAAUGACACAGUUUCAAAAACCCAACAUGUGACUUUUACAGCUUUGUCGUCUGUUACAGGCGCUUGUUAUGUCUUGUAUGCAGGCCUAUGAUUUUGGGCAUUUCCAGAAAUAAUAGCACUGAGAACACUAACAAAAACGAUCAGAUUACAAGCUAUAUUUUUCUGUUUACAUUUUGAAAUGAACAAAGCUUGCUUUAAGAACAAAUGUGUUUGUUUGGAGUUUAGACUUUUAUGUUCUGAGACCUCUUUUUAUUAAUGAUAUAUGAAACAAAUUUUCUACUCAAUAAAAUAUUUUGAAUAGCUA
Messenger RNA from Epinephelus moara (kelp grouper), 4945 nucleotides. RefSeq names its product erb-b2 receptor tyrosine kinase 3a (gene erbb3a). Lineage: Eukaryota; Metazoa; Chordata; Actinopteri; Perciformes; Serranidae. The transcript has 29 exons. Gene Ontology annotation, molecular function: ATP binding; neuregulin receptor activity; protein tyrosine kinase activity. Gene Ontology annotation, biological process: multicellular organism development; cell surface receptor protein tyrosine kinase signaling pathway; positive regulation of kinase activity. The coding region runs from base 286 to 4560 and encodes 1424 amino acids. Gene Ontology annotation, cellular component: signaling receptor complex; basal plasma membrane. The record is from RefSeq and is a predicted model, not a curated record.